Messenger RNA from Apiotrichum porosum, 1146 nucleotides. RefSeq lists its product as uncharacterized. The coding region runs from base 1 to 1146 and encodes 381 amino acids. The transcript is spliced from 4 exons. The record is from RefSeq and is a predicted model, not a curated record. Gene Ontology annotation, biological process: NADPH regeneration. NCBI's taxonomy places the organism in Eukaryota, Fungi, Basidiomycota, Tremellomycetes, Trichosporonales, Trichosporonaceae. Gene Ontology annotation, molecular function: nucleotide binding; oxidoreductase activity. Gene Ontology annotation, cellular component: cytoplasm.
AUGACCAACGCAGUCGCCGCCGCCAACAACUCGGUCUUCACCUCGACGAACGACGUCCCCCUCCAGGUCGGCGCUCCUGGUGCGCGCCGCCUCCGUGUCGCUGUCCUCGGAUGUGGUCGUAUGGGCCAGCGCCACGCAUACAACAUCUACCACCUUACCCCUCGCGCCGAGCUCGUUGCCAUUGCCGACCCGUCGCCCAUGGCAGAGCAGUGGGUCAAGGAGAACCUUAGCUCAGUGAACUACUACAAGACCACCGACGAGGUCUUUGCCAUUCCCGACCUCGACGCGGUCGUGAUUGCCACCAUCACUUCGACUCACGCCCCCCUCACCCUGCAGGCCAUUGACCGCGGUCUGCACGUCCUCCUGGAGAAGCCCAUCACCAUUGACUACGAGAGCUCCGUCCCGGUCGUCGAGGCCGCUGAGGCCCACCCGGAGCUCAAGGUUAUGAUUGGCUUUGUCCGUCGCUUCGACAAGGCGCUGCUGGAGCUGUACAACCACGUUCAGGCGGAGCGUGCAGGUACACCAUACGUCCUCAAGAGUGUGUCGCAGGACGUGUACGACUCGACUGGCUACUUUGUGCAGUACGCACGCGGCAACGGCGGCAUCUUUAUGGACUGUGGCAUUCACGACAUUGACAUGUCGCGCUGGCUCCUCAACACCCAGUCGGCGGGCCGUCAGGAAGUCAAGCGCGUGAUUGCCUCGGGCCUGAUUGCCGCCCACCCGGAGCUGGAGGAAAUGGACGACUGCGACAACGCAUUCUGCAUUAUUGAAUACGCCAAUGGCACCAGCGCCACCCUCCACCUCUCGCGUACCGGUAUGGCGGGUUACAACUCGAGCGUUGAGCUCAUGGGUAUGAAGCAAAACUGCACCGUCUCCACCCCUCCCAGCUCGCGCAUCAAGGUUGCCGACUUUGACGGACACCACAACCCGACUCCCGCCACCUACCUUGACCGCUAUGGAGAGGCGUUCAUCAGCGAAAUGAACGAGUUUGCCGCCAUCUGUCUCGAUGACAAGGCCGUUCCUACUACUGCGUAUGACGCCCUGCAGGCCGCCAAGAUCGCCAAGGCCCUCACCGUUUCUUUCCUCACUGGCAGCCCUGUGUCGUUUAACAAGGCUGGCGAGCCCAUCAUCGACAAGGCUGUCUAA